Messenger RNA from Prunus persica (peach), 1891 nucleotides. RefSeq lists its product as uncharacterized. The transcript has a single exon. The record is from RefSeq and is a predicted model, not a curated record. Bases 626 to 1252 code for a protein of 208 amino acids. Lineage: Eukaryota; Viridiplantae; Streptophyta; Magnoliopsida; Rosales; Rosaceae.
CAUAACAAACAAGGAUCGAAGUUGGUUGGUUUCAUGGGUUAUGCUUAACAAGGUACAUGAAGAUUUUAAGUCACAAACAUUUGGACAUGAUCGUUUCGUUCCUUGCGAUAAGAACCAGAACCAGGGCCGGGAAAUAAAUUUCUUAUGGAAUCUAUUAAUCAACUGUUCAAAUAAGAACCAGGUCGUCCUACAGUAAGACGUGUGCGUAUGUUGUGUGUUUUUAUUUUGGUGUGGGUAUUAAUUAAGGAAAGCCGAAGCCCAACAAUCCCGGACGCGUUUUGAUUGCUAGGUUUGGGCUUUCAUUGUCAAAUAUUGUUUCCCAUUACGACACCGUGUAGCAACUGAGCCGGCCACACCACUAGUCAAACCUUAUUGCAUCCCAUCCCACAACAAUUCCUUGUUUUGUUUUAUUUCGGAAUUCUAUUUCUUCACUAGCAUGGUUUAAGCGCGAUGAACAACAGGUUUUCGCACCAGGCGACGACCAACCACCCUUCUUUUCUUUCUUUGAUAUUUCCUAAUUUUUGUUUCCCUUUUUGAACUCUCCUCUAUCGCUUCCCCUAUUAUUUAAGACCUUUCCUUUCCGAGUCUUUCACCCUAGAUUACAUUCUUUCUUUCUCUCUGCUUAAUGAUUAUGGCGAUGGCUAGUAACAAUGAACACAAACCAACCUUGAUCAUGAACCACACUUCGCCCAUCUACGAGUACGAACGUUAUGAAGGAGAAGACUUGGAUGACUAUCAUCAAGACCAGGAUGCUUCUUCUUCUUCUUCUUCUUCUCCUCCUUGUGGUGUUGGUGAUUGUUUUGGCCUCUUUGGGUUCACAUCAUGUACAUGGCGGCAAAACCACGACAACGAUUAUGAACGUAAAUACUUACUGCAGCAAGAAGGUGGAUGGCACAAGGAGACGACAUGGUGGUGGAGGAAGAAAUUGACCAAGGCUAAGGAGUCUACUCAAGUAUUGGACGGCUCCAAGUGGAAGACCUUCAUCAGAAAGAUUGCUGGAUAUUGCAAGACUAUGAAGCAAAAACAAAACAACAGGUUGUCCAAGAAACAAAAGCAAAAGAAUACUAGAUUUCAGUAUGAUUUUCAUAGUUAUGCUCUCAAUUUUGAUGGCGGUGUUGCUAGAGAAGGAAAUGAUGCUGCUCUUGAUUUUGCAGCAAGGUUUGCCGCUCCUUUGUCUAAUGAGCAUGGUUCCAUAGGCAGGCCGGUUCAUGAAACCACCCUUGAAUCAGCUUCUAUAGAAUCCAAACGUUAGAUUGGGUGUCGUUUGUGUUCUCCUGUUUCCUUCUUUGAUAAGUUAAUUGUGCGCUGUUAUGAAACAGACCAAAAUUAAGUCUUUUUUGGGUUGUACUUUUGCCUUAAAAUUUCAAUUUCGCAUUAAGGUUUUUGGAAGACUACACAGCAAAUUUCAAAUACUCACAAGGAAGCAAGGCGCUUGUGAUAAACAAAGCUCACCACCCAGAAUGCGUAAUGGAAAGCGGCACACAACUAGUGUUGUUUGCCGCGAUUCACUCAAAACCACUGAUACCAAAUUUCUACAGGGUGUAACACAUCAAAACAUCCAUAAACUGCUAUAGACAUCUGUCUUUGUAGCCAUUCUCAUCCAUAGAAAUUAGAAAUUAUAUAGAAAGCAAACGUUUAAUUUAGAGACGCUUAGUAUACAAAAAUUCUAUAUCUAGCUAGAUCCACAUAAACGUGGUACAAAAAGACUACCUGGUUCGAGUUUUUCGUGUUACAUAUGCGUAAAGUUUUAUGAGAUGGUACAUCAGACAUCAGGAUGCCCUUCAUUUGCUGGUCUAACCUUUUACUGUAUCGGAAAUACGAAGUUCCUUGCGGCCUCUUUCUGUAUGGCCAAAUAUUGCUCUCUCGCUGAUGCUAGACUUUUUUUUUUUUU